Molecule: messenger RNA, 7260 nt
Organism: Cyprinus carpio (common carp)
Lineage: Eukaryota; Metazoa; Chordata; Actinopteri; Cypriniformes; Cyprinidae
Product: raftlin-like
Exons: 10
Coding region: 461-2293 (610 amino acids)
Source: RefSeq, a predicted model, not a curated record
AGUCGGUGGGCAGGAACUGUGUCGGUUUCUGAAGAAGCAGAGAGAGAGAGAAAGGGGGAGCAAACCGUGUCUGGGUCAGCUCGGUCUGUCAUCUCAGACAGUCAGAAAGAGCAAGACAGUACGCGAGAGAGACAGACGGCACGCAGGCAGCAGGAUACAGGAGGUAUGUCAGAGGAUGUGGUUACCCUGAGCUUACAGAACAUUGCACAGACAUACUUUGAGCAUGACCUAACGGCAGCAUGCAAAGUGUGUUUUCUGCGCUCCACUAGCUGCCUGCCGCAGGAGGACUGAUCCGCUCGGGAUCCUGGCUUGUUGUUAUUAUUGUGCCGUCACAUCCAACGGGAAUCAUACUGUCACUCUUGCGGUUCACACGCUGGACGGUGGAUCGCUGACUCAAACUUGCAGCCUCUGCGUGUUGACACCUCCACAACAGGAUUAAGUGCGAACUUGUUCGGUGGAAAUGGGCUGCGGGUUGAGGAAGUACCGUCAGCCGGAAGACAACAGUCCGGGAAAGAUUUACUCCACCCUCAAGAGACCGCAGGUGGAGACCAAGGUCGGGGUCGCCUACACUUACCACCACUUGGACUUCCUGGUGGGGAAAGACAAUGGGACAUCCACGCUGUGCCUGUCCUCAGUGAGGGAGCUGCCGUCUCAGCUGCAGGAUCUGUACCAGCAGGGCUUCAUUCUAGCAGCUGUGCACCCCUUUGUCCACCCGUGCGGCCCCGAGCCCGCAAGCGUCCAGCGCCAGCUCUACCGGGCAGUGCUCUUCAAAGUCUCUGACAGCUGGGAGAAGAAUCCGGCAGACAUUGAGCCCUACCAUCUCAAACUGGAGGAAUGCAUGUCUGCAGGCCAGAUUCCCACCACGGAGCACAUCCAAGGAUACGUGAAGAAAUGGAUCCAGGAUGCUGCGGAUCAGGGAAUCAUGUUUGUGGGCUUCAUCCAGGAGCCAGCUGGCCUACGCCCACAUGUGCUACGGCACGGAGAACCAGAGGAACCCUCCCUCUCCCUGCACUCUAGCCCCAGCUCGCUUCACGGCUCCGGGCUGACGCCCAGUCCCAGUCCCCUGGAGGAGCUGGAGCUGGGAGACGAGUCCGGAGCGGAGAACGAAGGGAAAAACGGGGGAGGUGAGGUUCUGAGAGAGGACGUGAAAGCUACUGAAGGUGGAGAUGGAGGAGAUGAUCUCUCUGUUGAGAAAUCAGGAUCUGGUGAAAUACAGCAAGGAGAUACACUGACACACAACAACAACGACAUGGCCAAAAUCACAGACACAUCCGAGAAACCCAGCAGGUUGGCCCUGACUAAGAGUGGAGCUGAGCUCUUUGGAUUGUUUAACUACCCUGGUCGGCGUGAGGGUCAGCUGAAGUACUACACGGUUAAAGUGCCUCUACGAGUGCAGCCGCAGGGCGAGGGCAUCUGUACUAUGGAGGCCAACUGGCUCGAUCACAUGACUCAACACUUCAACAAUGGAGCUUUACUAGUGGACGGAUACUUUCAGCUGGCCAGAGACAACGAUGUUCUCAUCAAAUCUGUGGACAGUGUGUUCGUGUUCCAGGAGGGAGUGGAGAGCGACACCAAUGCAGCUGCUGCGUAUGAUGCUAUAGUAGUGGAACAAUGGACAGUCAUUAGUGGUUUACAGGUGAAGACAGACUAUAUUCCCCUGCUGCAGUCACUGGCUUCAUUUGGAUGGAGACUCACUUGUGUGCUGCCUACACCCAUCAUCAAGACGAACAGUGAUGGCAGUUUGGCCACCAAGCAGAUCAUUUUCCUCCAGAGACCAGUGUUGCCUCGUAAGAAGAAGGAAUCUAAGAAAGUCAUCUUUAAAGCACGGAACAAGUCCAACAAGAACUCGGUCAAAGACGCACCAAAGAACAAGAAGAAGAAAGACUCCGCACCCACCGUAGAGAGAGAGAUAAGUGAUCAAAAGCAAUGUGAUGGAGCCGAGAAGAGCGCAGAAGAGACAAAUACAAGUGUGAAUGAACGACGGGAGGAAAACCAGAAUAAUGAGACUGAUGCUGAAGUGCAGAGUGAACAGAAAGAGGACAGAGAGGAAGGGAACGACACACAGGAAGGGGCUGUAGGAGCAGGCAGGGAAAAACAAGAAGCGGUGGGCGGAAAUAGUGAGAGAGACGGAAAUGCUAAGAUUGAAGUAGAAGUUAAAGAGGAAGAGUGUAGUGUGAAAACAGAAGCUGAAAUGGGGUCGUGUCAAGACAAGGCCUCAGCUACAGCACAAGAAACAGGACGACAGGACAAUGAGGUGGACAAACAGGAAGAUAGCUCAGCCAAUCAGGAUUGAGGAUGUACUCGCAGCCACCAGGCCAAUGGAAGUGGAUCUUUAUGAAUGUUCUAACUGCUACACUGCAAAAAAAAAGAUGUUGUCUUGUUUCCGGUAUCUAAACAUCCUUAAAACAAGUUCAAUUUACAAAACAAGAAAACAAGCCAACGCAGACUAAACAUGUCUUGUUUUAUUGAUCUUUAAAUACUCAAGACGAAACUACUGGUUGAUGUCGCGUAGCUUAAUGUUUCAGACAGGUGAAAACACCUCACCUGACAUUUCCACCUCUUCUAACCAAUGCUGAACAUUUAACUCACCGCUGGUGAGCGUGCGAUAACAUCCCUUCCCCAUCGAGAUCGUUAAAUGAGCCAAAAGGACUCCUGUAUCCAGGAAGAGGGAGGAGAGAUGGGAAGAGAUUGUUAUCAGUAAAUGCACUGGAUGGAAAACCACAUUAAUAUUUACCCACUGAGCCCAGAGAGCCGAGACAGACUCGAAGACGGCAUCUCAGACGGACUCCGAGGAGAAGGUUACUGUCGCGAGAAGCAAUCUGUUGUGUUGUAAUGUGCAUUUGUUUGUGUAUGUUUUUGUUUACGUUUAUAUGAAUAUUUCAUAUCACCAUCCAAACGAAAGGGUCAGCUUCUCGAAAUUGAAGAGAAGUUUCAGGACCUGGUAGAGAAUCAUACCGGGAAUAUUUCUAUUAAGUUUGUUGUGCAGUGGGGGAAACUUUUUGUCUGUUUGGUUGUUAGCAUUCAGAGCGUAUCCACCACCGGUUUAAAGAAUAAAAAUUCUGUCAUCAUUUACUCACCCUCAUGUUGUUUCAGAUAUGUAUGACUUCAUUCCAUGGGAAAAGUGAAUGAAGACUGGGGCUGUUGUAUGGAAGCUCAUUUCUGCCACAUGAGAAAAAAAAAAAGAAUCCAUUAGUAAAAAAAAAAAAAAAAUCUGUCAUAAUUAUGAGAUAUAGAGUAGAAAUUCACAUAAAAUUUUGACACUGAAAAGAUAAAUAGUCAUCAUAAGUCAUAAUUUAACUUUUUUCAUCGCAUAAGUGACUUUUUAUCCCAUCAUUUUGACUUGUGUCACAAUUUCAAUUUAUCUCAUUAUUAUUAUUAUGUCAUAUUUGUUACCUUUUAUCCCAUAAUUUUGAUUUAUGUCAUAAUUUCAGCUUAUUUCAUCAUUAUUUAGUAUGUCAUGUUUGACUUUUUAUCUCAUAAUUAUGUUUUAUAUCAAUUUUAACUUUUUAUCUCACAAUUAAAAAAAAAAAAAAUUAGUCAUGAUGACAAUUAUGUCAAAAUUAGGAUUCACCUGCAGAAAUUGGCUUCUAUACUUUUGAGCUCCAGAUGCAUCGGAAACGUAGGCCAUCUAAUUAAAAAUAUAUUAUUUUACCCAAAAGCUGUGGGUGUAGUAUAUUUUUAUGUAAUAUUUAUAUUGUAUUGUUAGCUUAGCCACAAGCUUAAUUAAACUAUCCACUGAAUGCUUUGCGCAACAAAAAUAAGUAAAAAAAUGGUAAAUGAUGACAGAAUUAUCAUUUAUAGAGUGUAUUAUUGCUUUUAAAAGAGGCAGGUGGCAAAAUAAGUGUCUGUUUGGGCUUCAGUUUACUUUUACAUUAAGACAAUCAGCUCUAGCUCUAAUAGAAACAUUUUCAACAUUGCUUUCAGAGGCAAUAAAGCGAUUUUGUGAUUUUGUUUGAGAAAGUCAACACCAGAAAGAUGAGACACACUCAUGAACAGAUCCUUUCCUUGAUUUAUUUAGCAGAUGACUAAGGGGCCGUUCACACAGGACCCUUUUUUUCAUGUUAAAAACAGCAGAGCGCCACAAAAGGUGGGUUUAAAUGCACAUUAACUCCCAGACUGGCUAAUGUUCACCUCAAGAUGUUGAUUUGUAACUAUUAAACUAUCAACUCAAUUUUGAUAAAAAAUACAUCAAAUUACAGAAAUAAACUUGUAAAAAUCAUGGCACGGAUGUGCACAUAUGUGCACUGAAAUGAAAAAAGACGGAAAUGGUAGAAACUAUUUUUUUUUUAGAAUAUUUCACUGCACAAAAUUCAUUAGGAUACUGACAGUUUUUAUUAUGAAAAUCGCAUUUUCUGAGGAGGAUGUAAUAUGAGAGUGAAACUUCACGGUGUUAUUAUAAAGACCGCCGUCAAUUUUCAAUUUGCAUAAGGAAAUAACUGGAUACGUGGAUAAUGUGCAACAGAAUGUCGUGAUGGGAUAGAUGGGUUAUUUCAUGACAAUGAUUUUAUUACCCUGAUCUUCUGGGAUGAUUCAGAUUUAAAGUGAACAACAGAAAAUGAGGAUAAUGCGAUUACAGGUACACGCGGUUCUUCAGCUUUUAUUAAUGAAGUGAAUGUCUUGCAUUUUAGAAACCAGAUCCCUUAAUCCAGCAGAAUCACAAGACUACAAUUUCAGAUAGAAAGUAUUAUCCUAUCUGACUCGUGGUUUAGAAAUUAUUAUCAAAAAAUAACACAAAGUAUGUGUUAAAGAAAAAUAUUAUUCAACAUAUUAUUUUACCAAUUAACAACAACUGGAUAACACAUCGUGUUUCUAUAUCAGAAAAGGCCAAAAAGCAUUUAGACGCUUAAAGGUGCAUCCACAUUCGUGAAAUUUCAGUCAGUAUAGUGUAACGAUCUAUGAAUCACAGCUCACACUGAAGUCACUUUCAAACCAAGAUGAAAAAUGUUAUAUCAUUUGAAAGUAACAUUCCUAUAAUCGUAGCAAAAUUCUAAAAUGGAACGUUCCCUUAACAUUCACAUAUCAAAACUGUUUUUAUAAUUUUUUAUUUUUUAUUUUUUAAAUGGAUGUUUGGAACGUUCAGAAAACAUUCAUAAUUUAAUGGGAACGUAAAAAAAAAUAAAAAAAUAAACUUAGAACAUACUUUGUUAGCUGGGAGAGUUCAAGCAAACUUUACAAGCAAAACAUUUCACAAAAAGAUAAAAAUUCAAUAAUUCAAAACCACUGUCUGGUCAUCAAAUAUUACUGGGACAAAUCCAUCAUGAACAUCAAGAAAUAUGCAUUAAAGUGUGCUCACAGUAACUUUCCCAAGCAGAUUGGUCGAUCAAGUUGGUCGCUCGAAAAUGAAAGAGACUUCAGUGUAAGUAAUAAGUCAUACAUCUCUAUGCUAUUUACAAUGGACCUGUUUUUGCAUCCAAAAUUUUGCUACUGCACCUUAAGAAAGUAAAUAUGCCCAUUUUGAUUUCAUGUUGACAUUUGUUCCACUGUACACCUCACCUGAGCUGCACAUGCAUUUCCAUUAAGUCAGCAUUGUUGUGUUGGUGUCUGGCCAUAUUUAUAAUCUGGAUUCGCAGUGUCAGGGUUUUUCCAGCAUGUGGUCUUGAGGGACAGCGUGUAUGUGGUUCUGCAGGGGUCUGCAUUAGCUCUAAUGGCCAGAGGGGUCACGUUUAAAAUCAUAAUGGCUUUCCCGCUCCCUCUCCUGCUGGGACAAGCGUCUGAACCACUCGGCCUCAGAAAGAACAUCAGCCAUUCAACUCCCUAAUAAAAGAUGAUGUUUUUAAUUCUUUAAAAAAAUUCAUUUUGCACUUCCCUCUUACACGAAGGCGGUUCUCGUUCUUUUUUUUCAGGAGCGGAUUCUGACACGUUGUCAUUAUAAUUGCGCUUUGUCACAGUGCUGUUGUUAGACUGUAGCUGGAGGGGAAAGGCUUUGUUUAUUGUUUUAAUACAGGAGAAAGACAGAGCUGCUUGACGAUUCAACCCAAGAUGAAAAAACAUUCUGAUCAUCCUAUUUUCAGUUUAACAUGUUCAAUCUCAGCUUACAUACAGAUGUAUUUUUCAAGCAUUACUUGUUACAUAUCACAGGUGGAAUCUGUAGGCUUUUUGAGGUGGUAAAAUCUGAGGAAUGUGUUAAACAAGAGCUGAGAGUUCUUCAAAAACAUUCAAAUUACCCAAUAAAGAAGUUUGUGAAUGAAGGGCGAGCCAAUUCCUGCGGACAUCUGAAGGCGCUGAUUGUGUGUGGGCCUGCUUAUCACUGACAGAUAGCAAUUAUAUUACAGCAUAUUGCUCUACUGUCAGCAUCUGCUCUGAUAAGCUUGGCUUAUCUAGAUUGAGUUCCUUGACUGUGUUCGGAACAGAAUACUAGUGUAUACCGCCUAUUGUUUUAAUUGAAUGUGAAACAGCAUAUAUAUAUUAAUAUAUAUAUAUAUAUAUUAAUAACUUAAUAAUUAUGCAGAAAUAGAGGUAUAAUAGUAUGCUAUUUCAAACACAGUCUUUGUUCCUAACUCAAACCCUGUUAAACUAACACACACAGCAGCUACAUAUUUCUUUAAGACUUUGAAGGUUAAAUUAUUUAUAUGUAGACGUACUUUAUGUGGUCUAGAAUGCACACAAUAGCAGGCAUGACAUCAGAAGGUUUAUGGAUGUUAUGUCCGGUGUGGGUCCGCAGGGUCAGUCGGAUCAGUCCGAGGGUUGGUGAGUCCGCUUCACACCAGCUGUUAGGGAAAAUCAAGGAUGUGGAAGAAAGUGAGGCAGGAUAAGUGAAAUGAUGCUGAGUAAUAUUUACCCUCCUCUCCCCUGACUCAUGCAGCGGUUGACCUCAUCCGCUGUAUUUUAUUUAUUUUAUUUUUUGUCUGUGUGUGUUGUAUGCUAAGAAAUGUGCCAGUUCAUCAGUUAUAUAAUGGAUUUAAAUGCAUCCUGCAGUGGCAGGGGAGGAUCAUUGUAGCUACUAAUGCACAUUUUAGCAUGUGCACCUAAUUUUGUGGUCCAUUUCCUGUUGGUUUUCUUGCUUUCAAGUAGAUAAAAGAGUCAAACAUGCUGCAUUUCCCCUCUCAACCCCCCGGCCAGCGAGAUGAGUAAAGCAAGCUUGUAUAUCUCAAAGGAUUUCACCAUUUCUGCCUCCAUAUCUGCAGGUUGCUUAUUUGAUUGUCAGCCACUGUUGUGCCAUUGUGAACAUUGAUCAAUGUUUUUCAUUGUUUGUAAGGACAAACAACAUGAUAAUGUCAUCUGUACAAUUUGUAUAAUAUAAUAAAUAUGAUUUAUAUUUGA